Messenger RNA from Micromonas pusilla CCMP1545, 360 nucleotides. RefSeq lists its product as uncharacterized. The record is from RefSeq and is a predicted model, not a curated record. Lineage: Eukaryota; Viridiplantae; Chlorophyta; Mamiellophyceae; Mamiellales; Mamiellaceae. Gene Ontology annotation, molecular function: RNA binding; RNA methyltransferase activity. Gene Ontology annotation, biological process: RNA processing. The coding region runs from base 1 to 360 and encodes 119 amino acids. The transcript has a single exon.
AUGAACUACUCUUCCGCCGUCCGCCGUCCGUCCGCGCGCGGCCAGGCGCUUCGAGCGGCGCGGGGCGGCGUGUUCCGCAUCCCCAUCGCGCGCCUCGGAUGGGACGAGCUCGUCGACUUCACGGACGCGCGAGGGCUCGCGAGGUACUGCGCGGACGCGACCGCGGCGAACGCCGUCGACGCGAAGGAGGAAUCCGAAGACGGGAGAGGCGUGUGCUUGGUUCUCGGAGCGGAGGGAAGGGGGUUGUCCGCGGAAGCCCUGGGCGGGUGUCAGCCCGUGAAGGUGCCGAUGCCGGGGGAGAUGGAGAGCCUGAACGUCGGCAUCGCGGGCGGGAUCCUGAUGUACGUCAUGCGGAAGUGA